CGCGUAGAAGAAGAAUGUCAAAGAGAGACCAAUAGGCGAGGGCAGUAGUUGCUGGAUGCGGCAAAUGUAUUUUCUAUGUAAGAAGGCGGGGAAGAAAUAGCCGUCGCCGGCAGAGUCGGGCGCGCCGCUUCCUCCUCUGUCUCUCGCAUGUGUCUUAAGCGCAACAGGGGAACCUUCGCCUACGGGAGCCAUGUCUGAAAGCGGCUCCUCGUCCGCCUCCAUCCCCAACGGUGGGGCCGCUUCCCGGCAACCCGGCAACAAAGUGACCGUGGUCCUGGGAGCACAAUGGGGCGACGAGGGCAAAGGAAAAGUAGUGGAUCUGCUAGCGCAGGACGCGGACAUCGUCUGCAGGUGCCAGGGAGGCAACAAUGCUGGACAUACUGUUGUUGUUGAUUCUGUGGAAUAUGACUUUCAUCUAUUACCCAGUGGUAUCAUCAAUCCAAAAGUCAUGGCAUUUAUUGGAAAUGGUGUGGUUAUUCACUUGCCAGGGUUAUUUGAAGAAGCAGAGAAAAAUGUUAAAAAAGGAAAAGGAUUAGAAGGCUGGGAAAAAAGAUUAAUUAUAUCUGACAGAGCUCAUAUUGUAUUUGACUUCCAUCAAGCUGCUGAUGGCAUCCAGGAACAACAAAGACAAGAGCAAGCAGGAAAGAACUUGGGAACUACAAAAAAGGGAAUUGGUCCAGUGUAUUCUUCUAAAGCAGCUCGAAGUGGGCUCAGAAUGUGUGAUCUAGUUUCUGACUUCAAUGAAUUUUCAGAAAGAUUCAAAGUGUUGGCCAACCAGUACAAGUCUAUUUAUCCUACUUUAGAGAUAGACAUUGAAGGGGAAUUGAAAAGACUCAAGGGUUACAUUGACAGGAUCAAACCAAUGGUGAGGGAUGGUGUAUAUUUUAUGUAUGAAGCUUUGCAUGGCCCACCAAAGAAAAUUUUAGUAGAGGGUGCAAAUGCAGCACUGCUGGACAUUGAUUUUGGGACUUACCCUUUUGUGACCUCAUCAAACUGCACUGUGGGAGGUGUUUGCACUGGGCUGGGAAUGCCACCUCAGAAUGUUGGUGAAGUAUAUGGAGUUGUGAAAGCGUACACAACUAGAGUUGGAAUUGGUGCCUUUCCUACAGAACAAGACAAUGAAAUUGGAGAACUACUACAGACGCGAGGAAAAGAAGUUGGUGUGACAACAGGUCGAAAGAGAAGAUGUGGCUGGCUGGAUCUUGUGUUGCUUAGAUAUGCUCACAUGAUCAAUGGAUUUACUGCAUUGGCUCUUACCAAAUUGGAUAUUUUGGAUGUAUUUCCUGAAAUUAAAGUUGGUGUUGCUUACAAAAUAAAUGAUAAAAUCAUACCUCAUUUUCCAGCAAACCAGGAAGUCUUAAAUAAAGUAGAGGUUCAGUAUGAGACCUUCCCAGGAUGGAAAAAAGAUAUAUCAAAUGCAAGGACGUUCGAUGAAUUGCCUGUAAAUGCACAAAACUAUGUUCGAUUUAUAGAAAUGGAGCUAGGCAUUCCAGUUAAAUGGAUUGGAGUAGGAAAAUCCAGGGAGUCGAUGAUCCAGCUCUUCUAAAGAUAUGGAAGAAAUGGAAGAAAAGAAAGCACACUCCAGAGACUGCUUGUUCUUAUACCUAUUAUCCUUAGCCCAAUAAACAAUGGUUUUUGGAAAGCUGGACACUGUUUGGAAAAGAGCUAGAGAUGGUCUGGAAAAACAAUUGUUAAAGACUUUAACAACUAUUAGUAUCACUUCUCUUACCACUUCACAAAUUCCAGGGCAUUUGUCAUUAUUGCCACCAUUUGUCAUGGUGCCACCAGAUUUUUUCUUCAGCUGUUUGUCUCAACACUUAAUUUCAAAAUCUAAUAUCGUAUUACUUUAAUGACCAUUUGUCUUUAUUGUCUCCCUGCUUUUGGUGGUGUUACUUCCUGAAAUUUUAGAUGCUUAAAAUGAUUAAUGCAGUUUUGCACAGAGAGUUUUACAUCCUCAUUUGUACUCCUAAAGCUGUUGUUCCCUGUAUGGCUGCUGAUAUAGUGUGUGAUUAAAGAGAGGGAUGAUUUUAUAAUGAUGAAGAAAAGAUUUUUUUGUUAGAUUUUAUUAAAACUAUGAUGAUGAGCUGGUAGUUUGGAAGCGGUGCUUAAUAUGUAUUCAACGCAACAACUUAAUUUAUAAAUGAAAAUAUUGAAAA
Molecule: messenger RNA, 2156 nt
Organism: Elgaria multicarinata webbii
Lineage: Eukaryota; Metazoa; Chordata; Lepidosauria; Squamata; Anguidae
Gene: ADSS2
Product: adenylosuccinate synthase 2
Exons: 13
Coding region: 191-1546 (451 amino acids)
Biological process (GO): 'de novo' AMP biosynthetic process; IMP metabolic process
Cellular component (GO): cytoplasm
Molecular function (GO): adenylosuccinate synthase activity; GTP binding
Source: RefSeq, a predicted model, not a curated record